Molecule: messenger RNA, 2858 nt
Organism: Mobula hypostoma (lesser devil ray)
Lineage: Eukaryota; Metazoa; Chordata; Chondrichthyes; Myliobatiformes; Myliobatidae
Product: zinc finger protein 229-like
Exons: 2
Coding region: 897-2186 (429 amino acids)
Source: RefSeq, a predicted model, not a curated record
UGGAGUUGCUGACCUCACGAAAUUCCCUUGAAAGCGGUGUUAUUAAUGUGAGAGGGCAAAUUAUUUCCAAUCAUGAUGACAUGACUAUUUUGGUGUGGGGAGAGGGUAAUGCCCUGGUUAUUACUUUUACGGUUGUGCUGUAUGUAGUUCAUAUUGGCAGUUCUGUAAAAGAAGCUUGUUUUCAGCUUGUUUGGCUUAUGGUUGAACAUAAGAGAUGAGGAGAAAUGUGUGCUAUCCAAUUAGGAUGGUUGAAUGAAGGGGAUGUUUCUCUGGUGAGGGACACUAAGGUUGGGCCUGGGUUUUGUUCGGCGGGAGGUGGGGAGAGAAGACGCUGUAGAGACCCGGUCGAAGCACAGGGUCCGGCGGGAGACCCGUUUGUUCGAGAUGGAUUGCGAGCGACGUUCGGAAGGUGGUGUGAGCUUUCACGUUGACCGAGGACCCAGCGCCUGAGUGACAGAGAAGUUCCAGAUGAGUUCCAACGUGUGCACAUUAAAAAUGACAAGGAAUUUGUCUGCGGGAAUCUCGAACACAACACGCCAGUUUUGCUGUCUUUGUCCAGAUAUUUAAGAAGUGGAGCAAGGGAUUCACUCGAUCAUCCUUCCUGCUCAGACUGUGGGGAGAGAUUCAUUUGAUCAUCUGACCGACUGACACGCCCGUCAUCUUACACAGGGGAGACACCAUUCACCUGCUCAGACAGUGGGAAUGGAUUCACUCCAUCAUCUCAACUGAAGGUACAUCAGCAAGUUUACACUGAGACAAGCCCAUUCACAUGUUCUAUGUGUGAGACGGGAUUCAGUCGGUCAUCCCACCUGUGGAUACACCAGUCUGUUCACACUGAGCAGAGGCUGGUCAUCUGCUGAAUUUGUGGGGAAGGAUUCACGCGGUUAUUCGACCUAAUGGCUCACCAGCGAGUUCACACCAGGGAGCGACCGUUCACCUGCUCAGACUGCGGGAAGGGAUUCACUCAGUCAUCUAACCUGAAGGUACAUCAGAGAGUUCACACUGGGGAGAGGCCAUUCACCUGCUCGGACUGUGGGAAGGGAUUCACUCGAUCAUCCCAACUGAAGGUACAUCAGCGAAUUCACACUGGGGAGAGGCCAUUCACCUGCUCAGACUGUGGGAAGGGAUUCACACAGUUAGCUAACCUACAAGCACAUCAGCGAGUUCACACUGGGGAGAGGCCGUUCACCUGCUCAGACUGUCGGAAGGGAUUUGCUCGAUCAUCUGAUCUACAGAUACAUCAGCGAGUUCACACUGGGGAGAGGCCGUUCACCUGCUCAUACUGUGGGAAGGGAUUCACUUCGUCAUCUCAACUGAAGGAACAUCAGAGAGUUCACACUGGGGAGAGGCCGUUCACCUGCUCAGACUGUGGGAACGGAUUCACUUCGUCAUCUCAACUGACGGUGCAUCAGCGACUUCACACUGGCGAGAGGCCGUUCACCUGCUCAGACUGUGGGAAGGGAUUCACUCGAUCACCUGAUCUGCAGAUACAUCAGCGAGUUCACACUGGGGAGAGGCCGUUCACCUGCUCAGUUUGUAGGAAGGGAUUUACUCAGUCAUCUCAUCUGCAGAUACAUCAGCGAGUUCACACAGGGCAGAGGCCAUUCACCUGCUCAGACUGUGGGAAGGGAUUCACACAGUCAGCUCACCUACAAGAACACCAGUCAGUUCACACUGGGGAGUGGCCAUUCACCUGCUCAGACUGUGGGAAGGGAUUCACUUGCUCAUCUAAACUGAAGGUACAUCAGCGAGUUCACACUGGGGAGAGGCCAUUCACCUGCUCAGUCUGUGGGAAGGGAUUCAAUUUAUCAUCUCAUCUGAAGGUACAUCAGCGAGUUCACACUGGAGAGAGGCCGUUCACCUGCACAUACUGUGGGAAGGGAUUCACUCGGUCAUCCGACCUACUGAAACACCAGCGAUUUCAUACUGGGGAGAGGCCGUUCACCUGCUCAGUCUGUGGGAAGGGAUUCACUCGAUCAUCUGAUCUACAGAGACACCAGCAAGUUCACACUGGGGAGAGGCCGUUCACCUGCUCAGACUGUGGGAAGGGAUUCACUCAGUCAUCCCAACUGAAGGUGCAUCGGAGAGUUCACACUGGAGAGAGGCCAUUCACCUGCUCAGACUGUGGGAAGGGAUUCACUCAGGCAUCUCACCUACUGAGACACCAGUCAGUUCACACUGCGUAGCGGCCAUUCACCUGCUCAGUCUGUGGGAAGGGAUUCACACAGUUAGCUAGCCUACAAGCACACCAGUCAGUUCACACUGGGGAGAGGCCAUUCACCUGCUCGGUCUGAGAAGGAAGUCACUCAGUUGUCCAACCUACAGAGACACCCGCGUGUUCAUAUAACCAUAUAACAAUUACAGCACGGAAAUAGGCCAUCUUGGCCCUUCUAGUCCGUGCUGAACGCUUACUCUCAAGUAGUCACAUCGACCUGCCUCUACCCGCCAUUCCUUUCCUGUCCAUAUACCGAUCGAAUUUUUUUUAAAUGACAAAAUCGAACCCGCCUCUACCACUUCUACUGGAAGCUCGUUCCACACAACUACCAUUCCCUGAGUAAAGAAGUUCCCCCUCGUGUUACCCCUAAACUUUUGCCCCUUAACUCUCAACUAAUGUCCAGUUGUUUGAAUCUCCCCUACUCUCAAUGGAAAAAGCCUAUCCACGUCAAGUCUAUCUAUCCCCCUCAUAAUUUUAAAUACCUCUAUCAAGUCCCCCCUCAACCUUCUACGCUCCAAAGAAUAAAGAUCUAACUUGUUCAACCUUUCUCUGUAACUCAAGUGCUGAAACCCAGGUAACAUUCUAGUAAAUGUCCUCUGUACUCUCUGCCUUAGCAAACGUCGCGAUGCUAGUGCACCCCAGA